AUGGACACUAAAGAAGUUUUCGAGAGGAGAAAAUUUACAUUGAAGAAGAAAGCCAAUGAGCUUACUGAGUUGUGCAACUCAGAGGUUUGCUUGGUAUGUUAUGAUCCCAAUAGUAACGUGGAAGUGUGGCCAGAGGAUCCAGCAAAGGCUCAUUCCAUUAUCACAAAGUACUAUUCUAGACUGGAGUCUUGCAAUGAUAAGAAGAGAAAGGCUAGUGAAGUCAAUCUAUCUCAUGUGUUGGAGAAGAAGAUGAAGAAACUUGAAGAGCAAAUCUUGGAGGUUAAGAUUCAGGCAUUGGAUGAGAUACUUGACAUAGUCAAGGGGAAAGAGCAACUGCUUUUGCAAACCCAAACCCAACUCCAGAAUGAUCAGUUUGAAGUUGAAGAAGAGCAUUAUCAUACUCUUCCACCACUGCCGCCUCAGAAAUGUGUACCACUCUUGUCUGAAGAUCCUUAUAAUGCCAUGGAGUUGUUAAGUACUGAAAACCAGUUACUAGUUUCUGACAACCAAAGUCAGUUUGAUGGUCAGAGUCAAGAGUUUUAUUAUGAUCAAGAAUAUCAUAAUCUAAAACCUUUUGACCAGCUUUACGGAAUCAACAAUGACUUGAAAGAUUCUUAUAUGGCUAAAAACCAAAGUCAGUUUAAUUGUCAAACUCAAGAGUUCCAUGAUCAAGAAUAUCAUGCUUCACCUCCCUUUGAACAACUUUAUGGAAUCAAUGAUGACUCGGGACAUUCUUCCUUGGAUGAAUACAUAGGUUAUUUUGAUGGUCAAACUCAAGAGCUUUAUGAUCAAGAACAUCAUGUUUUACAACAUCCUUCUGAUCAAUUUUAUGGAAUCAGCAAUGACUCGGAAUAUUCUUCUGUCAUUUAUUCAGAUAAUGCACAUCAACAGUUGAUUAAUACUAAUGAAGGAAGAAUUGACCCAGCAAUGUUGCAUUCCCUUGCUGCUACUGGAUAUUAUACACUAGAUGAUCAGUUUCACAGUCAGAUGUUCAUAGAGCCUACAGAAGCUUUGGAAAUCAACUUUCCCUAA
Messenger RNA from Humulus lupulus (European hop), 1032 nucleotides. Its product is annotated as agamous-like MADS-box protein AGL53. The transcript is spliced from 3 exons. Bases 1 to 1032 code for a protein of 343 amino acids. Gene Ontology annotation, molecular function: protein dimerization activity; DNA binding. The record is from RefSeq and is a predicted model, not a curated record. NCBI's taxonomy places the organism in Eukaryota, Viridiplantae, Streptophyta, Magnoliopsida, Rosales, Cannabaceae.